Peronospora farinosa is the source of this 2508-nucleotide messenger RNA. The record is from the annotation of a GenBank genome assembly. Lineage: Eukaryota; Oomycota; Peronosporomycetes; Peronosporales; Peronosporaceae.
AUGGCUCGUGGGAAGAAAAAAGGAGGUCGUCGUGGCGACGAAUCCGAUUCAGACGACGUCAAGACAACGCCUUCUGUAGUUCCUGCAUCAAUGAAUGAAAACGACAAGAAAGUGGCGCGUAAGGAGAAGUUAAAGACACGGAAAGCGCAGCGUCAGGUCGCCAAGGCUCAGGAAGAACAGACGAGUCAAUGCACGGCUUCAGAUGCCGAGCAGAAGGACGAGAAGGAGGAGGAGGAGGAUUUGUACGCACAAGUGGCUGCUAGUACAAACAAGAAGAAGAAGAAGAAAAAGGACAAGAAGAAGGUGGUGAACUUUGCUGCUCUAAUGAACGAUAGCGACAGUGAAGAAGAAGAAGAAAGAGAAGAAGUGAGAGAAGAAGAAGAUGAAGAUGUGGAAGAAGAAGCAAAAGAGGAAGAAAAAGAGGUCAAGGUGGAGGUUGUUGUGGAGAAGAAGAAAGAGAAGGAGAAGAAAAAAAUAGACGAAGAUGACAAGAAGGAUAAGAAGAAGAAGAAAACGAAGAAAGUGAAAAGUGUCUUUGACUCUAUAGAUGACAAAGAGGAGGAAGACAAUGAGGAAAAUAAACCGAAAAAGACGAGCAAGAAGGAUAAGGAAGGCAAACGUCUUAGUAAUAAAGAGCGCAAGCGUAUCAAAGAGGAGCAGGAACGUCAGGAACGCGAGGACGAGUACCACCGCGCUGCCAACCCUAUGGAUGGCGCUCAGUUCUCUGUCUCGCAGCAGGCCUUUACGGAGGACUCGAACUGGGAGAACGCCACUGACAUCCACAUUGACAACUUCAGCAUCAACGCGCACAACAAACUACUGUACGACAAUGCGUCGCUGCAUAUUAACGCUGGUGGCAAGUACGGUCUGGUGGGUCCGAACGGUCAAGGUAAAACCACGAUCUUGAAAAUGAUUGCGCUAGGGGAGCUCAAAAUCCCGCCCAAGAUCGACUGCCUGUAUGUAGAGCAGGAGGUCGUGGCCGACGACACGCGAGCUGUGGAUGCCGUGCUGAAGGCUGACGCCGAGCGGUGGGCGUUAUUGGAGGAAGAGAAGCACCUGCUUGCAGAGCUGGAAACCAAACAGGACUCGGCUCUGGACGACCGGCUGAACGAAGUGUAUGAUCAGCUGUCGCACAUGAACGCGUCUGCUGCUGAGGCUCGUGCACGGCGUAUCCUAUUUGGUCUGGGAUUCGACUCGGCUAUGCAGGAGAAGGUCACGAAGGACUUUUCUGGUGGUUGGCGUAUGCGAAUCUCUCUGGCUAAGGCUUUGUACGUCGAGCCGACGCUGCUGAUGCUUGAUGAGCCGACGAACCAUUUGGAUUUGAACGCCGUUAUUUGGCUGGACGAUUACCUGCAAAAGUGGAAGAAAACGCUGCUGGUAGUGUCCCACGACGCCGACUUCCUGAAUAGCGUGUGCACAGAGGUGCUGCAUCUGGAGAACAAGAAAAUUGUACACUACAAGGGUAACUAUGACAUGUUCCGUGAAAUGGAAAAGCAGAAGCGAAAGCAGAUGGAGAAGGCCUGGGAGAAGCAGCAAAAGCAGCUUCGUAACCUCAAGGCUUCGGGCAAGUCUUCCAAGAAAGCUACUGAAAUCGUGAAAAAGAAACGUGAGCCUGGUGCUCGUGCUUCGAAGAAGAAGGCUCUCACGCCUGAUGAUGCUGCGGAUGCGUCAGCCGCUAUGGAUCUUUUAGAGCGACCAAAGGAGUACAUUGUGCAGUUUAGCUUCCCAGAGACGACUGUCGUGACGCCGCCCAUUCUCGAGGUGCGCGAGGCCAGUUUCCGCUAUGGUGACGGUCCGUACCUGUUCAAGAACACGGACUUUGGUAUCGACACGACGUCACGAGUAUGUAUCGUGGGCCCCAAUGGUGUGGGAAAGAGUACUCUGCUGAAGAUGAUCACGGGCGAGUUGACCGUGAAGGAGGGCGAGGUGCGCCGUAAUCCGCGUGUCCGAUUGGGUAUCUACAACCAGCACUUCGUCGACAAGCUGCCCAUGGGCGAGACACCCGUGGAGUAUUUGCGUCGUCUGUUCCAAGACCAGUCAUAUCAGCAGGUACGAAACCUGCUCGGUAAGGUCGGUCUCGAGGGCCAUGCGCACGAGAUCAAGAACCGGCUGCUGUCGGGUGGUCAGAAGGCCCGUGUGGUAAUUGCUGAGCUGGUUCUGAUGCGCCCGCAUAUCUUGAUUCUUGAUGAGCCGACAAACAAUUUGGACAUUGAGUCCAUUGAUGCGCUUUGUGAUGCCAUCCGUGAGUAUGAAGGUGGCGUCGUGAUCGUGACGCACGACGCGCGUCUGAUUGAGUCGACGGAGUGCGUGCUGUGGGUCUGCGGUGACCAAGACGUGGUGGUGUAUGACGGAACGUUUGAGGACUACAAGCAGUCGAUCUUGGACGAUUUGCACAAGCAGGCGCAGGUUGAGGAGGCACGACUCGCGGACAACGCCGCCAAGAAGGCCGAAGCUCGUGUUCAGAAGCUCAAGCACUCGACAGCCGUGGUUGGUGAGGCUGACGCAUAA